Molecule: messenger RNA, 3531 nt
Organism: Trichoderma aggressivum f. europaeum
Lineage: Eukaryota; Fungi; Ascomycota; Sordariomycetes; Hypocreales; Hypocreaceae
Exons: 4
Coding region: 1-3531 (1176 amino acids)
Molecular function (GO): NAD+ poly-ADP-ribosyltransferase activity
Source: RefSeq, a predicted model, not a curated record
AUGUCGUCCGACGUCACGCCUUUGAGGAACUCGUCGAUCAUGGGCCUGAAACAGUUCAACCAGGAUAUAUCCGCAUCGAAAGCGAUUGACAUCGAUGGAGUAUCCAACAUUCGAAAAGGAGACUCGGAUGGCGAGGUUGUCUUUACCUGGUCUCUCAAUGACGCGACGCCAUCCCUGGACAUCCAAAUCCUGGUCCUUGAUGUCGAUUCCUAUCCCAAAAGCUCAAGCGUCAUGAUAUUCACAGAAUCCGACCAUUCUAUAGUCGAUGUCUCUUCUCUUCUUGAACGUCUGUCGGCGUCUCUUGCAAAUAAGGACGUUCAGACCAUCAUACAAGCUGUUGCAGAGAAGCUUCUUUCCAAGGUAGAAACCGGCGUCGAAGAUGAUGCAAGUGCCAAGCCAGACGUCGACUCGGAUGAUGCGUCAGACUCAUUUGAUGAGGAAGAGCUGGAAUCAGAAUACGAGGACCAUGUGGAUGAGUACACUUUCUCUGCGGUUUCCGCCCGGCCACGUUUGAACCAACCUAGCGGCACUGCAGUUUCAAUCGCCCGGUUGAAGAAAGAUUUGAACGUUGUUCGAUCAGCAGGAAUUUCGGUAGGAAUUUAUCCCAGAGUGCCAGUUGGCGAGGCUGAGUUCUUCUCCCUAUCUCUCCGAGCCACCAAACUUGGUAUCCCCGAGCAUGCUCUAGAAGCAUGGGGCCUUGAACGUGGCGACUAUGUAGUUCUUUUGUGUAAAUUUGCACCACACUAUCCGACUUUUUCGGAACUCUUAAUCGACGGCCACUGGAAGCCUCAGUUCCGUUUUGGCAAGUGUUCAAAGCCCAAGCCAUCCAUCGACGGUGCUCGCUCCGCCUUAACGACAGUGUCUGAUGCUAGCCAAAACGCCUCAAACGACAAGGCUGAGGAUACCAGUGGAAGCUUUGUGCCUCUCUAUAUGUCCAACUCAAUCGACAUGCUUAUGAACGAUGGGUUUUUGUCAUUUUUACAGUUAAGACGGGGCAAGGGUUUGUCUUGGGACACAGCUCUGAAUCAACUCAAAGUGCUCGCCAAGGGUGGGUUUUCGCAGGAUGCAGUUGUUUUCGAACAUGGUGCACCGGACACGCCGGUUCCCGAAACUGCAAUGCCGUCAUUGAGCCAUGACUAUGCUUUGGAUCAAGAUGAGGACUUCAGCUUUCCCAUGGUCGCCAUGCAAGUUGCGCUUCGCCGCUUCGCCCGCUGUACAAAAUAUUGUAUGGUGUGUCACCAAAGGCUGGAAGAUGAGUUUGAGGCUCUCAAACCUUACGUCUGCCAUGAUCCCUUGUGUGUUUACCAGUUUACGACUCUUGGAUUAGGCACAAGCAUUGAACACGAUAUUGUCAGCAACCCGUACGUCGUUGACAUUCUGAUCAGCUUCUUCGCUGCAGCCAUUGGCAGCCCUAAAAGUCUACGAAACUUCCCUGUUGGUCUCAAUCUAAAGAGCAUCCCCAUUGGAGAAAUGAGCGAAGCGGCAGUGCACACCAUCGCCGAGGCCUGCUUUUACGACAAGACGAUCCGCUUCGACCCGGAUGUUCAUGCAAAGAUGAGCCCCAAGAUCAAGGUCGGUGAUUUGCUCAUGAUAGUCAUCGGGGUGAAGGGCACCCUGCCAGCGACAUUACUAGUCAACGGACAUUGCGAAAGGCACGUUUGCAAAGUGACGGCCAUUGCGACCUAUCUCUACACAUUUGAGGUCAUUUCGACCUCUUCAACGCCGUUGGGAGUGCUGCCUCUACCGGAAGCCGAACGGCCUACAGAGGUUUCGAACACUCGAAGGGAAUGGAAAGCUGUCACGAUUCUUCAGUACACGGGUGAUACUGAUGAUCUGAAUGAGAGUGACCGAUGCGUUGCUUUUGCCACGAUACUGCGCGGAAUUCCAUCUGUUUUAGACAUGAGGACAUAUCUCUUGAAUAAUCCAAGCCAGCGCCUUUCCUCCUGGGGUCGUCUUGAUAAGAACUCACUUACCCUUCUGAAGUGGAUCAUAUCCUCGAAUAGGUCUCUAAUUCUUCAAGACGACGCAGUACCGAAUUUAAUCAAGCCAGCAGAGAAACUCGGUGAUUCCGAUGAUUUUCAAGUCAUGGUGCCUCCCAACCCUCCGAUUCCUCCGAUUCCUCCCAACCCUCCCAAUCUUCACAAGGUGAAGGGGUUGCAGCCUCAUUGGAUGCAGUUUCGAUUCCUGCAGGGGACUCCAGAACGGGAACGUCUUUUUAUGAAAGAGAUUCUGGCCGCUUCAAAGUCUCAAGGGGAAAGGUCAAAAUUCCCUUCCAUCUUUGCAUGGCAUGGUAGCGGCCUUCAGAACUGGCAUAGCAUUAUACGAACAGGUCUCGACUUCAACACUGUUCAGAAUGGGCGCUCCUAUGGAGAUGGGGUGUACAUGAGCAAUGAUUUUUCAGUGAGCUCAGGUUACUGUAGGACGCAAAUGAACGCUGUGGAAACUCACUGGCCAAAUUCUCUACUCAAGCCCUCUGCCGCCAUCAGUAUAUGCGAGGUCGUUAAUCGAUGCAGCGAGUUUGUGAAAACAACACCUCACUACGUGGUCAAGCAAAUCGAAUGGAUUCAGUGCAGAUACCUAUUCGUCUCGGUAGACCCAACAGUAGAAGCGAUGCAACAGCCAUUUCCCACCAAGCCCACAGAGACAUGCACGGGAUACGUGCCCCAGCAGCCCUCGAGGGCGCUCUGUGCUUCUGUCGGCGUAAAAGUCCGGAUCCCCUUAUCAGCACUACCAUCUAACCGUCGGUACCUUGUCCAAAGAAACAACAAAAUCAGCGACCGUGAACCAGAUGAAUCAUUGAAAACGCCCGAGAUAUCUUAUGAAAGCGACCAUGGCGACACGGAUCACGAACUUCUUCUGGAUUCUGAGGAGAAUCAUGCCGACGAUGUUGCUAGGCGCUCAAUCAAGCGCCGAAGCUCGUCAAUUGCCUCGACGGAUAGGAGAAGCCACAAACUCAAUACUGCGGCAUUUGUUCAUAGAAAACCCGAUGAGAAGUCGGUCGCGCAAUUCACGACUGACUUUGUGCCCGGGAGCCUAGAUCUGGAGUCUCUCCCCAAGCUCCCGGCUCCGAGCUGGGCUUCAACUUCUCCAAUGGCACUCAAGACCCUAAACCGCGCCAUCAAGGAACUGCACGAGAUUCAACGCCAAGAAAACCUCGCAUCUCUCGGGUGGUAUAUCGACUUUGACAAGAUAAGCAACGUAUUUCACUGGACGGUUGAGUUGCACAGCUUCGAAGUCGACCUUCCACUCGCGAAAGACAUGAAACAAAAGGGGUGCACCAGCAUCGUGCUUGAAUUUCGUUUCGGCGCCAACUUUCCCUUCUCCCCGCCCUUUGUUCGCGUUGUAAGGCCAAGAUUCUUGCCAUUCUCCCAGGGAGGCGGAGGGCAUGUUACGAUGGGGGGGGGCGAUUUGUUCCGAGAUGCUCACAAACUCGGGCUGGUCGGCGGUGAUGACGAUGGAAAAGGUAUUUUUGCAGAUUCGCCUGGGAUUAGUAGAUCGAGACCGUCCAGCAAGACUGGAAACGUCGAAUAG